Molecule: messenger RNA, 808 nt
Organism: Sapajus apella (tufted capuchin)
Lineage: Eukaryota; Metazoa; Chordata; Mammalia; Primates; Cebidae
Gene: SPIB
Product: Spi-B transcription factor
Exons: 6
Coding region: 44-808 (254 amino acids)
Source: RefSeq, a predicted model, not a curated record
GCGGCGGCUGCAGCGGGCUGCACACAGCCCGCCCGGCACCACCAUGCUCGCCCUGGAGGCUGCACAGCUUGAUGGGCCACACUUCAGCUGUCUGUACCCAGAUGGCGUCUUCUAUGACCUGGACAGCUGCAAGCAUUCCAGCUACCCUGACUCAGAGGGGGCUCCCGACUCCCUGUGGGACUGGACUGUGGCCCCACCUGUCCCAGCUGCCCCCUAUGAAGCCUUCGACCCUGCAGCAGCCUCUUUUAGCCACCCCCAGGCUGCCCCGCUCUGCUAUGGACCCUCCACCUACAGCCCUGCAGGGAGCCUUGAACUGGCCCCCAGCCUGGAGGCCCCAGGGCCCGGCCUCCACGCAUACCCCAUGGAGGACUUCGCCAGCCAGACCCUGGGUCCCCCGGCAUAUGCCCCGUACCCCAGCCCCGUGCUGUCAGAGGAGGAAGACUUACCGUUGGACAGCCCAGCCCUGGAGGUCUCGGACAGCGAGUCGGAUGAGGCCCUCAUGGCAGGCCCUGAGGGGAAGGGAUCCGAGGCAGGUAUGCGGGAGUGGCUGGGGCCCCGCCCCCUCGGCGCCCGCCGCGUCCGGCGCCUCCCCAUUCAGAAAGUCGCAGGUCUCCCGCCGGGAAGGGCGCCAGCGUCCGGGCAGCCCUCCAGGGCCUUCCCAGCCUCCCGCCCGCCCCCGCCGGGGACGCCUGCCCCCUACCCGCGUCGGGUGCCCGCUCCGGGAAGAGUCGCGGGGAGCGGUCCCAGGAAGGGCGGCGGCCAGUCCGCGUCCCAGGUGGCCGGGGCCCAGGCCUUCGGGUUUGCCUAG